Guyanagaster necrorhizus is the source of this 1254-nucleotide messenger RNA. RefSeq lists its product as uncharacterized. The record is from RefSeq and is a predicted model, not a curated record. Lineage: Eukaryota; Fungi; Basidiomycota; Agaricomycetes; Agaricales; Physalacriaceae. Bases 35 to 1072 code for a protein of 345 amino acids. The transcript has 8 exons.
UGUCAGCCCCGCUGCAAAGAGUGCGGCACGAAGGAUGGCAGAACAGAUCCAGCAUGAGGAUGGUGUGAACCGCGGUGCGGAGAGCUUCUAUCGCCAUCUCCCUUUGAAAAAUAUGAGAUGUGACCUGGAUCCUUCACGGAUAGGGAUCUGGUGGUCCCCGAAAUAUUGCCUGAGGCUCAGUGCUUUUGCCGCGCAUGUCUUAGCUGCCGCACGAGAGCUUGAUAUGGGAAGCUUGCAUGUGCAUCGUUCCAAGGAGUAUAAACUACGCAAAGACAUUUCGGAUCCCAUAACCGGCACGUCAAGUGCGGUUUUUUGGACGAUUACUCACUGUUGUGCUGGGAUUGCGAAGAUCUUCCAUUCCCCUGUUUCUGGCAUCAUACAAUCGACAACUGCCCUUCCACAUGGAAUGAUAAAGAUUGUGGUGAAUAUACAUCAUGGUUUCCAGAAUGCGCCGAGGCUGUAUGGUUCUCAAGUAAGAGAACCCGGUAAGGUAACUAAUUUCAAGAGCGGGCUUAAAGAAGCCGGAAAGGGGUUUGCAUACGGCUUGUAUGACGGAGUUACGGGACUUGUGCGUGAGCCCAUUAAGGGUGCCCAGAAAGAUGGAUUUGUCGGCGCACUCAGAGGAUCUGCUCGGAGCUUUGCGGACAUAGUCAUUAAACCCUCGGCAGGAGCUCUUGGUAUCGUGACCCUUCCCAUAUGUGGCGCUUAUAAAAGUAUUCGGCCUGGUCUUGGUCAGAAGCAGGAGAAGCGUCGAAGAAGUUCGCGUAUGUCAGAAGGGUUUGAGGAAGUGAGACGAAGCACCUUAGAGGAGCAGAUGGUAAUAAUAAAGCGGUUCCGCGAGGCCAAAGCGACCACUUCAGAGCGCCGGAAGGCAAUGUCGAAGGCGGCCCGCGGUGUGGUGUACGAAGAUGUCGAGGAACAAGUUGACCCAAGGGUAGGGAGACGAGGAGACGAGGACUGGCACGAAGCCUCAGAUGCUUAUCAGGAUGCCAGAGGGUUAUUAUUUGAGCGGUUUAUACACGCUGAAGCGAGUGGGUCCCAGUCAGACCAGGACGAGAUGGGAUUUUCCUAGAGAUAUGGAACUUUCCAGACAACUUUCUAUGGCGGAGCAGUGAGGGUACGAGCUCGGGCUUUCUAAAUGUAUACCACAUACGCUAGCGUGAGGUUCCUAGCUAGAUGUAUGCUUAUUUUUGAUGUAUAUACUAUAAUCCGCCUCACUAGCAGUGUUUUUGGAUGUACAACUUCGUUUCUGAC